Wyeomyia smithii (pitcher-plant mosquito) is the source of this 2466-nucleotide messenger RNA. It is a transcript of the gene ITP, whose product is annotated as ion transport peptide-like. NCBI's taxonomy places the organism in Eukaryota, Metazoa, Arthropoda, Insecta, Diptera, Culicidae. Gene Ontology annotation, molecular function: neuropeptide hormone activity. The record is from RefSeq and is a predicted model, not a curated record. The transcript has 3 exons. Gene Ontology annotation, cellular component: extracellular region. Bases 1648 to 1989 code for a protein of 113 amino acids. Gene Ontology annotation, biological process: circadian rhythm.
UAAACUGUCAACGCAUUGUAGUUUAGUGAAUUCAGGUGGAGUGAUUAGGCAAAGAAAACCGUUCUUUUUUUUCAUAUGGAAGAAAAUCUCAGAUGCAGAUAGUGGUUACGAAUUCGUUAUUCAAUACGUCAUCUGAAUUAUUUCUUUAGUGCAACCCCACUUCGGUGGGAAAAAUCUCAAUAAGUUAGUGUUCCUUCUCCGACAGUGAGUGGCAUUAUGGUCAUUUUCGUGCUAUGCUUGCGAAAAGGAAGCUUUUAGUGCAACUAUGUCGCCCUCACAAUACAUUUGCAAAAUGCCACCGACUUCGCCAAACGAACAGUGAAGAAAAAACGGAGAUAAGUCAUCGGUUAAAACAAGAAAUAUAAACAGCCCCAAAGGGACGUCUACGAGUGCAGGAGAAGAGAACGAAGUUUUUUAAACGAUAAAAAACGAUAUCCCCUCGUCACCCAUUCCGUCGGGGAAGGCGCAUACACAGCGAGCGCGCGCAACCAGCAGCAACAGAGAACGGUGACGGUUGCCGGAGAAGUGUGAAUCAAAAUGAAUGAUCAAGUGAGAAGAAAAGUAUAAGUUGAGAAAAAGAUAAAACUGUCGGCUCAGUUGUAUCCGAGAAGUCUACUGCAACACAACAUAACGUGGAAAACCGAAGGCAUCUGGAGUGCAAUAAAAAAUACACUUUACAACAAGAAGGAGAACAGAGUAUAUACAACACAAUUAUUGCGGCUCGAACAACGAUCGUGUGCCGCCUCAUAGUAUACAAAAUAAAUAACAGCGGUUAAAUGGUGUUUCUCAUCUGAUCCCAUCCAUUAUACAUCGAGCACACAACAAUUAAGUGUACCAAAUAGAUAACUGCUUUUAAUUCGUCGUUGCUUUUAAAAUUUGCGAACAUCAAUAUAUCAAGUACUUAAAAGCGACGAAACGUGAGAGAGCUACUAUUUGCGAAAGUACUGUGAUUCGUAUUUUGGGUUGCGGUGCAUUUUACUCAGCAUAGCCGUAAGUGAAUAUUGCAUAUUAAGUAACACAGCAGACUGAUUUGCGAUCUCGCGACUAGCACCAGUUAAACCGCAAAGAAAGUGGAUUUCAAAGUAACAAUCUGAAGGAAAUAAAAGAACCGAGCUUAUGAAGUUUAUAAUUUAUUGAUUUCUCACUGUGCGUGCAACCAGCUACGAAAAAAAGAAGUCUCCAGCAAGAAGUAAAAACCGCGCUCAUUUAUUGAGUAGUACAAACAGGAAAAGCGCAAGUGACGGAAAUACUUAGGUGCACCCGUCGAUGGUGCAUGCUGUUCAAGAGCAAGAAAUAAUUCCAGUAACGUACGAUUGCGAUCGCGCGGAAUAGACAGGAAACUAAGUGCUGUAUAUCAGCCUCGUCCUCAUCGUGGCUAGCCAAGAUGAUUGUAGUUAAAUGAAAGCAGUUUUGGUUUUGUACCACGAAAAAGAAACACCCCAGGUCUCAAUUGAACACGGUGCUAGAAAAAAAAACUCAAGUGAAGUGCUUUCGCGACAGUUAAUGUAAGAAAAAAAAAGAAUAAACCGUUUUAUGAACAUACACGCCCAUUACGGCUUGGACAGUCAAGUGGUGAAGGUUAAUUAAGAAGAAAUCUUUUAUCACUUUUUACGACAAAAUUCGGACAACCGACCGGCUGUUUUAAAUAUGUGCUCCCGUAAUCUUGCGCUCUCGUUGGCACUGAUAAUCGCACUGGUACCACUGGCAGCUGUAGCGUUACCUCAUCACAGCCUCGCAAAGCGCAGCUCGUUCUUUGACAUAGAAUGUAAAGGACAGUUCAACAAAGCGAUUUUCUACCGGCUGGACCGGAUAUGCGAAGACUGCUACUCGUUGUUCCGGGAGCCUCAGAUCCUGUCCUUCUGCAAAAAGCAGUGCUUCACGACAGACUACUUCCGAGGUUGCAUAGAUGCCCUUCAGCUGACGGACGAAAUCGAAACACUGAAGCCGUACAUCAAGGUGCUAAAUGGUGCCGAUCCCAACACGUUAUAAGUCCCUCAUAGGAGAGAUUAGAAAGCCGCUAAGAACUAAACAGUGAUCUUUUCCUUUGCUACAAGUCUUCAUUUUCGCAGUGACUGACGACUAGCAACGAAUGAACUAAACUUGCGCGCAAAAGUGCUUAACAACCAGUAUCAGCAACAAAAUACAGCCAUUGCUUGCAUUGUUAUAAUUAGAGGAGAUAUACAUUAGAAACGAGAGUGCCAAUAAGCAUACAACACGAAACAUUUACGAAGCUUCAUCAUCAUCAUCACCAUCACGACUGUGGUCCCCAACCCGACACCGAGAAAUCGUGUACCAGUGGCCGAAUAAUGUGCAAUUUUAUUUUUUAACCGGCUCCACGUUCGAUUGCAUCCGAUAGCUCCGAAGGUCCAGUGCAAGGCAGAUAAGCCCGGAAGGCGACGUCAUACAUCCGAAGGAUUCAAACGUAGUGCGGCCUUUCUUUUGUUCACACUUUUGUUUUAUUAUCAA